GCACUAGGGGGCGAUAUGCGUGCGUGUUGGUGUGUUUUGUUCACAUCCGUGCGCGCGGUUUUAUGAAUGAGGAGUGAGUGAGUGUGUGUGUUGUGUGUGUUUAUGUAGUCUAGCUUGUAGUUUCUUCUUUAUUUAAUCCUGAUUAGCUGUUUAUUCGCUUUGUGAGGCUGAACUGCUUGAGGAUGAAGGCGGUCUCUGUUAGAUUAACUCUGAUCAGUGAGGGUAACGGAGUGACCGGGAGCUGCUGACCGGUAACAGAUCACCGUAAACUCCUGGUUUAACUCUCUCAGGAACAGCGUUUACUACAGCCGGCUAUAGUCACUCAGGAGCGAGACUAAACUGAGUUACGACUUGAUGUAAUCUCGGUUAUUUACUCGGAUUUAUCACUUUAUUAAAGCACGAUGUCUGCGCUGGUGGUGAAGAGCAGGUGUAAGAAAAGUUCGGUGAGCAGCGGACUACAGUCCAACAUUUCUACAUUUUUCGCCUCAAAGUUGGCCCCAAAAUCCCCCCAAAAAGGAACAGCAUUAUGUUCAGCUACAAGUGUAGAUUCUGAUGUGGUGAAGAAGUCAUUUACCAAGGAGUGCACAAAUAUCCCACUGUCCCCUCUCGCAAUUCCAGAGACGCCUGACCGUUUGACAAAAACGCAGUGCCCAACAAGAACAUCUACUGAAGGUCCUAUCUCCCCUGUCUCUCGAAGCCACUUCUCCAGAGGCUUCAACUGCAAGACCAACCUCAUGGCCAGCAGGUCAAUGCAGCCCCAGGACAAGAAUAGCCCAAAAUCAGGUGACACUUUUGAAGCUCAGAGUGGGUUUAGUCAUUUUGGCUCUGUGAAAAGAUUACUGCAUGAAUCAGAGAAUCUCCAGAAAGCCAAACGCCCUAGAACCAGGCCACCUCAGAAAGAUUCUGAUAAAUACCUCGACUCAACUGGAGAUGACCUAAACAAAGUCCUUCAGGAAAUCCGAGACUCUACGGAUAUAAAAAGGGACACUUCAAAAUUGCAAAAGGGCAACUUAACGAGUGUUAAGAAAACAACUGACAAGAUGCUUUUGCAGAAGAACAUGCCUGGUACAAGUUUAUCUGAGACAAGUACUGGGAAGUUGAUGCCACAGAAGCUGACGGGGUCCAUUUCAAAACUGUCGAAGGGAAGUCAUCAUCAUAAAAGUACCUCCAGUGAAGAUGAGAAGGAGAAUGCACAUCCUUCCAUCACACAGCCAAAGGCAGACAUGGUUGAACUAUCAAGAGAUAAUCAGAGUGAUCUUGUGGUGUCUUACAGUUCAUGGAUGUGUAAUGACAUCGGUGGAAAGCAUGAGAGUGUUUUCAGUUGUCCAGUCAGUGAGAAGAAACCAUUCCAGGGACAUUCUGAGAAUCAUGUGACUAGCAGUGCCAUCAGUGAAAAGAACAUCCCAACCUCUGAGGAUCAAUUUAGUAUUUUGGAUGACAGCUGGUUUGAUGAUGGGAUGGAGGAAGAGCCAAAACAACAGAAGUCCAAACUUGAAAAAAAGAUUCCAGAGAAUGUUGUACUAGCUGCUGGACUCCAUAACCGGUACUGGGUCCUAGAUGUGCAAGAAACUACUGGGUCUAAAGGCUACAGUGAGAAACAUUUGACCAUCACCUUUUCAAAGUCUAGAGAGCCCACUGAGACCUGCAUUCUGAAGGAUGGCUGGGAAUCCACCCCAGUUGCUGUGGGGGACAUAAUUCACCUGGAAGGGGAGAGCUUUUCUAACACAUGGGUAAUUGGCAGAGACUCUGGUUUCCUGGUGCUGCUGCCUGACCUGCUUAUCUCUGGGACCAGCAUUGCUAGCAGCAUCCGCUGCAUGAGACGAGCUGUACUGGGAGAGAUGUUUAAGUCUUUUGAUGGUGGAAGCAAGCAGAUGCUCAAUGGGACCAUAGUUCAUGAUGUCUUUCAAAAAGCUGCUAUGUCCAUGGACUUCUCAUCUGCAAAGUUGGCAAAACUUGCCAGUGAAGCACUACUCAGCCUUAACUACCUCGGACAAAUGUACAGUUUAAAGCUGACUCAAGCAGACAUGAAGCAGGAGGUAGAGGAAUAUCUGCCUGCUUUGUCUGAAUGGGCAAAAGCCUACCUUCAUACAUCCCAGCACGCAGGGAAGAAACAGCUAUCUCUUAAACUUCCCAGUGAUGGACAACUCAGCCGGCAGGACUCGUCCUGCAGCAUCACAGUCACUGACUUUGUGGACAUAGAGGAGAACAUCUGGUCUCCACGGUUUGGUCUGAAAGGGAAGAUUGACGUGACUGCUGGAGUGAGAAUCCAUCGGAAAGGCAGGAAACACAUGGACAAGGUUGUGCCUCUGGAGCUGAAAACUGGCAAGGAGUCCAAUUCUAUUGAACAUCGCAGCCAGGUUAUCCUGUAUACUCUCAUGAGCUCUGAGAGACGAGUAGAUGCUGAGGCAGGGUUUCUUGUCUACCUGAAGACUGGCAAUCUGCACCCAAUAGUGGGCAACCACAUGGAUAGAAGAGAGCUCAUCAAACUGAGGAACUUGUUAGCUCAUCAUGUUGGGAAAAGUAUUGUCAAAGAAAAUGGAAAAAGCCAAAUGGCACCAUUACCUGCCGUCGUUUCUGACCAGCAGACUUGCAAGUACUGCCCCCAGAGAAGAAACUGUGCCGUGUAUAACAGAGCUGUGGAGAGAGUCCCAGGUGAGUGUUCUCCUGAAGACCCUCAGGCAUUCCUGCAGUUGGAAAGUGAACACCUGAGCCAGGUCCACUUGCAAUACUUCAACCACUGGCUGCUGCUCUGCAGCCUGGAAGCCCACACUAUGGAGAGCAAGGGAGGGAGGCGCAACAUCUGGCUGCAGUCCGCUCAGGAGAGGGAGAAGAAUGGCGGCUGCGUGGGGAACAUGGUGCUGAGAGACAAUGUGACUGCUAUCUCUGAUGGUGUGUAUGCGCACUACUUUGAGCGCAGGCCUGGAGAGCAGACACUCAUCAGUCUUGCGGUGGGAGACAGGAUUGCAGUUAGUGAUCAGAACUGCAGGUUCAUCGGUAUAGCCACCGGAUACAUCAGGGGAAUAACCAGUACAGGAGUGACCUGCUCUCUGGAUAAAAAUCUCUCCAAAUUCCCCUCGGAUAUGGUGUUCCGCCUGGACCAGGAUGAGGGAGCAGGAGGGUUGAGCACUCAUCUGGGAAACCUCUCCACGCUUAUGGAGAACACUCCAACAAGUGAAAAACUGAGGCAGCUGAUCGUGGAGUUCAAACCACCCCUGUUCAUCGAGAGCCUCAGCAGUGUUCUGCCUCGAGAGGCCAAGGACACUGUAGCCAACAUUCUGAAAGGGCUCAACAAGCCUCAGAAGCAAGCCAUGAAAAAGGUGUUGCUCUCCAAAGACUACACACUAAUUGUAGGAAUGCCUGGUACCGGAAAAACAACAACCAUUUGUACCCUGGUUCGUAUACUGCAUGCCUGUGGUUUCAGUGUGCUGCUGACCAGUUACACACACUCUGCAGUGGACAACAUCCUGCUGAAGCUGAAGAAGUUUAAAAUUGGCUUCCUGCGCCUGGGCAGAGCUCAGAAAGUGCACCCGGACAUCCUGCCCUUUACUGAGGAGCACAGUCGAGCUCGAGGCAUCCACACACUCGAGCAGCUGGAGAAUCUCUAUAAUAAAGAGCUGAUUGUGGCCACUACAUGUAUGGGAGUAAAACAUCCCAUCUUCAGCAGACGACGCUUCGAUUUCUGCAUUGUGGACGAGGCGUCUCAGAUCAGCCAGCCUGUUUGUCUGGGACCUCUUUUCUACGCUCAGCGCUUUGUUCUUGUGGGAGAUCACCAACAGCUGCCUCCCAUUGUCCAGAAUGCGGAAGCCAGGGCUCUGGGCAUGGAUGAGAGCUUGUUCAAGCGUCUAGAACACCAAAAGGAGGCUGUGGUUCAGCUGAAUGUCCAGUACAGGAUGAACAGUGUGAUCAUGUCCCUGAGCAAUGCCCUUAUGUAUGAGGGCAAGCUGGAGUGUGGCUCAGAGCGAACAGCCUCUGCAGUGCUGCAGCUGCCCUACAGGGAAUCGACAGUGAGGGAACUGGAGAUGUAUGUGUGUCAGCCUCAAUACACCACCUGGGUCCAGGCUGCUCUGGAGCCACAAAAGCCGGUCUGCUUUCUGGAUACUUCCGAGGUUCCUGCCAUGGAGACGGUGGAGAAAGGUGGAGUCAGUAAUCAGACCGAGGCUGUCUUGGUGCAUUCUCUCAUCAGUCUGCUGCUUAAGGCAGGCUGCAAGGCGGGUGACAUUGGUGUUAUCGCUCCGUACCGGCAGCAGCUGAAGGCUAUCUCUAAUCUGCUGGAGGGUGCAGCGUUCACAGCUGUGGAGGUGAACACUGUUGACAAGUAUCAGGGGAGAGACAAGAGCGUCAUUAUCGUGUCUUUUGUCAGGAGCAACCCUGAGGGCAAUCUGGGGGAGCUGCUGAAGGACUGGCGCAGGCUGAACGUGGCCAUCACCAGAGCCAAACACAAGCUGCUGAUGCUGGGCUCAGCCCCCACUCUGCGCCUCUAUGCACCCCUGCAGAAGCUCCUCACACACAUGCAGCAGCAGGAGAACAUGAUAUCCUUUUACAACUGUUACAAAAUUUCAGCUGUUGGAGGAUAGUUCUGUUCAUAUGCAGUUAAGAUAUUGAGUGUUUUAGAAUAACCUAUUUUUGUUUGAGGCACAAUUUUAAAGCCAGGAACAAAAUGAAAAGGGUUUAUUUACUUGUAUCAGUCUUAGAAUAUUGUACAAAUUAAAUUAUAUAAAUUAAACGUUGAUGUGUAUGUGAAGCAAGCACGUUACAGGCUUAGUGAUCAUUGUUUAUAUAAUAUGGAGCAGGACUGGAAACAUCAUAAAAAUUGAUGUACUGUAUUUUUUGCCUUGUAAGGCGCACUAUCAAUAAACUGGUCAGUUUUCAUACAUAAGGUGCACCGGAUUAUAAGGUGCGUUAUGUGACACUAGUAAGGAACAGGGGUGUCACCAUGUUUGUUUUUUGUUUUUUUCGCUAAGUUAAGUAAACAAAACUUUAAUUCUUAAAAAAAAUGAGAGCUGAAUGUUAAUCUACACAGAUUCCUCUUCUAAAAACUGUAUUUAGGUGAGUACAGCACUUCUGUUUAUCUUUCGUUAGUGGCGAAUGCAGUCCGACAGCUGUACACUGAGGAACCCUGAGUGUUCCGGUAAGCCAGGGCGAUAUUACCUAGCGUAACUACGUAGCUUGUUUUGACACGGUAAACCCACAGGCUACAGGCGGAUAAUAUUCAUCUCGGAACGGCAAAAGUGCUAGCACUUAGCGCUGUUAGCGGCUAACGCUAAUGCUGCUCCAGCCUUGGUGCUGUAGAACUAAACUGAUACUCCUGUAUAACGCUGUACUUCAGCGGAGUGGAUUUACUGCUCCUUACACCUGACUGGUACAAUCAUACACAAGGCGCACUGAGGAUUUUUUUGGGAAAAUUAUAGCAUUUUAAAUGUGCAUUAUUGUGCAAAAAAUAGUCAAAACUUUUUUAUACAAGUUAUAAAAAUUAGCAUAUUGUAAUAUUGCACCUGCUACAGAGGUACCAUCUGUGUGCAAUUCAAUCCCAUAAAAGAAUAUUAAUGGGUAAUUUGUAUGCAAAUAGUUUGUUCACUGGGGGAAUAACACUCAUUUUUUGGUUUAUUUUUUUUAUGUAAGAGAGUCUAUGUAGGGUUUAUCACAUCGUAUUUUGCCUUUUUCUCAUAAGCAUAUCAAGAUACGAAGGCUUUUUUUGUCAUAUCCAUCAGCCCUAAUAUGGAGAUGCAUCAUAGUAUUGCCCGAUAACCUCUCUAAACAUGUUCUCCUUAACCUGCACCACAUCUUUCAGCUGCCACCUGCUGCUCAUGAAGCACUGCCAAAAGUCUACCUGUGAUAAGUGCCUGUUCUGCAGUUUACCUCUCAGAUGCUGUAAGUGGGGAUGCUUUUGACUGUGAAACGCCUGUACCUGCAGGCUCUGUGUAAGUGGUACAUGCAUAAGCUAGAGCAAGAGCAAAUAAAGAGAAUACCAGAGGCUACGAGUAUUAUGAGAAAAGUGUGCUUUUUAAUAGUGUCAUAGUCAUAUUCACAAAGUUGUGACUGAUUUUUGCAUACGUAAUUCCUACCUCAUUUGUGUGAGUAAAGUGGGUGAGUGGGAAAGACCUUUUACAGCUUUUGACUUUUCUACUUUAAGACUGUUUUAAUUUUUUUAUGUAAAUAGUAUUGUGAAAUUGUGAAUGCUUUCAUAAAUGUAAUAAAGUAAUUAUUUUAAUU
Molecule: messenger RNA, 6210 nt
Organism: Astyanax mexicanus (Mexican tetra)
Lineage: Eukaryota; Metazoa; Chordata; Actinopteri; Characiformes; Acestrorhamphidae
Gene: dna2
Product: DNA replication helicase/nuclease 2
Exons: 22
Coding region: 402-4574 (1390 amino acids)
Biological process (GO): replication fork reversal
Cellular component (GO): cytoplasm
Molecular function (GO): single-stranded DNA helicase activity; 5'-flap endonuclease activity
Source: RefSeq, a predicted model, not a curated record